Melampsora larici-populina 98AG31 is the source of this 1131-nucleotide messenger RNA. RefSeq lists its product as uncharacterized. The transcript is spliced from 3 exons. NCBI's taxonomy places the organism in Eukaryota, Fungi, Basidiomycota, Pucciniomycetes, Pucciniales, Melampsoraceae. The record is from RefSeq and is a predicted model, not a curated record. The coding region runs from base 1 to 1131 and encodes 376 amino acids.
AUGUCGAACACUUUUACCUCUGAUGCUGCCGACUUUUCUGCACCAAGAGAUUCGACUCACUCUGAGCUUGAUCAAGUUGAACAAAGUCAAUCAAGAAUCACAGACCAACUCAUCAAAGGUUUCUCUGAUUCCGGUAUUAAAAAAAGGCUCGAAUGCCCCACAACUCUUGAAUACAUCAUCCCAUAUCCUCCUAGUUCAGACAAGGAGAUCCUCAAGCUGGCUGCCGGACUGGAUAACUGUUUGGAAACUCGAGAAGGAGCACGGCUUGUAAUGAGCCACGCCACACAUACUCCUGAAGCAGUUGAGCAGUGGAGUCGAUACAUCCAAGCAAAAUUUUGGCAAAGCGGGCGUCCUCUUCCACGGCCGAUUGCAGCACCGCACUCGGAGAGUUCUCAAGGUUCAUCGCUUAUGGGAUCCUCAGCUCAUAUACCCGCUUUGGAUGGUUCCCUUUCCCUUGGCUCUUCGCCCGACGGCAGCGCCCCUCAAUUCGAAUUGGCUUGUCGAAUGCCCGCUGCUCAGAUUCUCAACGAAAGCUGUUCACUCCUCAAUCUUUCUCACCAAAUUCACCUGGAGACGGCAAAAUGCUCAAAUUCCUACCUUGAACAAGUUGAACUCUGGAAGCUUGCACGCGAUCUUGGAACUCAAUCUUGGCUCACUUUUAACGAGUCCAGCACAGUUUCACCUCAAUCGAGCUCAGACCAGUCUUCGACACCAGUGACUUCUAUUCAGACUCACUCGGUAGGACGCAGUUUUGAAGAUGAAAGGACCAAUCAUGAUCCAGAACAACAAGAGCCAAAGAAUCUGAGCAAGCCUAUCUUUCUCAACGAGCUAAGCCCAAUGGAGACGAAACUAGACUUGGCCGAGGAAUCCCCUACGACCGUUUCUGAUACACCCCCCUCAAUCAUGAACAAGGCCGGUCAAAUGAUGGAGUAUGAGGAUGUUUUUAGCUUUCCAACGGAGGAUUCCCGCCGUAGUGAGAGUCCUGCCGUCCAGCUUGAAAAAAAGUAUUGGCUGAGGACUGUUCCCACAAGAAGCGAGCUUUCCGGUCAGAAAAAGCAAGCCAGAAGUCGUGAAGAAGAUAAAACGAGCAUUGAUGGAUCCCCAGUGUUCAAGCGGAUCAAGAGGGUUUGA